GAUUUCAGAGUUAAAGACCCGUCCGUGUGCAGUCACGUCACAGACUGCCGAAUAAUUGUAACAUACCGAGACGGAGCACGUUUUGUCCGUCGACCGCCUGUUCUGCUGGUCCGCGGAGCAAGGGACCACAGCAGACCACAAGAGGUCUUCCGUUACGUGGAGAGCCAGUCCUGCGGGUGGCUCCACCCCACGCAGGUCUACAGGCAGCCCUCCCGAAUCCUCCGCUUCCAGCCAAGGCGCAACGAGGACGAGGCCUUCUGGCGUCGAGUCGACUACCUGCUGGCAUUCAACGCAACCCGCUGACGGAUAAGCGCGACCUGCAUCCGUCGGCGCCGCGCACGGCUGCUCGAUCUCAAGACCCAGCGCGACACUGACCUCCUGCACCAGCGCGACCGUGGGCGCAGCGUCAAGAAGUCCGGCGGCGUCAAGCGCCGCUACCGAGGCGUCAAGCAGCAUCGCUAGCCGCCAAGCGGCGCACCCAAGCCCAACAGGCUGUUAGUGCUCAGGCAAAGCCUAACGUAGGGUGCAGUCUGAGGCGUGAGAUCCAGGCGGCUGUUGAGGAGUGUUGCUUCGGCGGGUAGUGCCAGCACGGCCAAGCGCGGUCAAAGACCGCUAGCCAGACCUAGCUGCCAUACCAAGUCAACAUGCAUUACGACUGUUACAUUGAGCCGCCGACACCUGUGUGAGCGCUGCGGUCACUGCUGUCUCGAGCGUGCGCCGUCAAGACUUCACAACGGCGCGCGCAAGCUGUAAGAUCUGGCGAGUCGCGAGCUCAGGGGUUUGCUCGACUCAGCGGCUGAGCGAUAUGUCGUCUACUAUGCCAGCCUCGGCGACGACUCAUCACCGAAGCUGGGGGGGGGAUGCAACAACGACGACUCCAGCACCGCUGCGGAUUCGACCGCCAGCACCGGCACCAGCUCAGCACCCACGUGCUGCGACACUGGCGAGCUCAAAGCUGGCGGCGCCGACGCAAGUCCCAGCGAGUGCAAGCCCGCCUGGGCAGGCAGCGCGUAAUAUUGUGCCUGCACAGGCGGCACCGUCUCGGGUCAAGCAGCCGACCCAGCCAGGCAGUGGCGGCAAAGCCGCAACCAAGGACGACGAGGCAGCGCCCACGGGCACCAGCGACAGUCCCGCCACCACCACGACCGACCCUGCCGCGACGCACGACGGCAGCGUGAAGGCACAAUAUUACGCGCUGCCUGCCCAGGCGGGCUUGCACUCGCUGGGACUUGCGUCGGCGCCGCCAGCUUUGAGCUCGCCAGUGUCGCAGCACGUGGGUGCUGAGCUGGUGCCGGUGCUGGCGGUCGAAUCCGCAGCGGUGCUGGAGUCGUCGUUGUUGCAUUACAACUAGCGGGGCACGUGCGGGUUGCAUCAGCCCAUGGGAAGACGUGACAGCCCAGCGCUGUGUCGACACGCAGACAGCCACUACAACCUCGGAAGUGCUGACUACCUCAACACGCCUCGAACAACGGCACCUUCAACACACAUGCCACCUUACCCUGCCACCUUACGCAGAGGCAGAGGCAGCAGAGAUAGGUGCAUCCUUGCCCCACCCCAACUUAUCAGCGCAAAACUGGAAGAAGCUGACCAGCGCGCUCGCCACGUGCGUCAAGCCGAACUGCAAUAUGGUAGACGCCAAGUCCACCACUUUGAAGCCGAAAGCAGUGCUGGAGAUCGGCGUCUGGCUGUUCGUGGUAAAGGUCAUCUACGCACCCGCAAAGCCCGACACGCUGAUCGUGGCCGGCGUAUGUCUGGCUGUUCGUGGUAAAGGUCAUCUACGC
Molecule: messenger RNA, 1781 nt
Organism: Chlamydomonas reinhardtii
Lineage: Eukaryota; Viridiplantae; Chlorophyta; Chlorophyceae; Chlamydomonadales; Chlamydomonadaceae
Exons: 3
Coding region: 806-1351 (181 amino acids)
Source: RefSeq, a predicted model, not a curated record